This is a messenger RNA of Talaromyces stipitatus ATCC 10500, 1095 nucleotides long. RefSeq names its product Hsp40 co-chaperone Jid1, putative. Gene Ontology annotation, molecular function: nucleic acid binding. The coding region runs from base 1 to 1095 and encodes 364 amino acids. The transcript is spliced from 2 exons. The record is from RefSeq and is a predicted model, not a curated record. Lineage: Eukaryota; Fungi; Ascomycota; Eurotiomycetes; Eurotiales; Trichocomaceae.
AUGUUGUGGAAGCAGACAGUCUUUAGCCACGGCAGUAUACAAGCCUUGACCUGUCAGAAAUCGCGUGCUCGUUGCCUCCAGUUAUCAUGGAGGGGCAACUCAUCCGAUUACAUGUACAGCCGACAUUAUGCAUCAGUACAUAGCGAACACUUCAACAGUGGAGAUCAUCAAUGGCCAACCACUCCGUCGUUCACCCCUUACGAGGUCCUCCGUCAAGAGCCGGCAGCUCCGUACUCGAAGCGGUACUAUUACGAACUUGUGAAGAUAUAUCACCCGGAUCUGCAGAAUGAGGAUCGGACAACUUUGAAAAACGUCUCCGAGGAGGUUCGACUUCAACGAUAUAGACUGGUAGUAGCCGCUCACGAGAUUCUAUCCAAUCCCAAAAAACGAGCAGCCUACGACCGAGACGGGAGCGGAUGGCACACUCAUCCGGACCAUCCAGACUCGAAACUAUCCCCCAAGACGUAUGCAUGCUCUGCGGAUGCUGAUUCCUCGAUCUUCAACAACGGAACAUGGGAAGAUUGGGAACGUUAUCGCAACAGAAACAACCCCAAACAAGUACAGAUGGUGUCGCAUGGAACAUUUAUAUCCUUUAUCGUCUUACUAGUCCUUUUCGGAGGCUUUGCUCAAGCCUCGUGGAUUACACAGACUCAAUUGGGUCUUGAUCAACGGGUUCAGGAGAUGAAUGCAAAGUCGGCGCGGCUCCUGGCAAAACGGCGCCAGCAGACUGAUGAGUUGAAGUCGAGGGAACAUCGUGUACAGAGUUUCUUGAUGCGCAGGGAUCCCACGGGGUCUGGAUUGAAGGAGGAAGAAGAGAAUGUUUAUAGACAGGCGCUUGAUCGCCAGAGUAGACUACCUUGUCCGGAGGAUGGGGCACCUGGCCAUACUAGUAAGGAGACUAUCGAAGAGCUUCAUUCUCGAGGGAUAUAUCCAAUUUAUUGGCUAGCAUUCUCACCUGAUCUCAAUCCAAUUGAAGCAGUAUGGAACUGGAUGAAGGAUUGGAUUCAAGAACAAUAUCCAGAUGAUGAGCAGUUUUCUUAUGAUCGACUUCGUGAGGUUGUACGAGCUGCUUGGGAUGCACUAAGCAGUUUUUGA